AGGCUUUAAUAAGAGUUAAUUUUAAUUUAUUUUGUUUGGUGUUGCCUUUGUAAUAUUUAAUGUUUAAUGACCAAAUUAUUUUCGUUGUUUAUGGGGGACUUUUAUUUUGAAACAAAAUCAGCUUUUCACAACGCACGACGCUAAAGAGAAAAGGGGAAUGGGAGAGUGAACGCUUCAUGACGGCUUAAAACUCGUUCACGAAAGAGAUGUAACAAGUUUAUUUAGCAACCCCCCGAAAAGGCAUAAGCUCUUACGGUGAUUUCUGAAGACGAAAGGGAACAGAAAUAAAAGUCUGGAAACAUCAGUAAAAGUUUCGGCCAUCAUUCGGACGGGGUCCGCUACAGUAAGAGCUUUACCUUCGCUGGUUCAGAUCCUCGCCGCACGUGCUGACAGACGGAUUCAACGUGACUAAAGGAAAAUGGAUGGCAGUACGUCAGAAUCAGCGUGAUGGUCUACGGAGCUGCGACGCUGUGCUGUAGUCGGCAAGUUAAGUAUGGAAAUUGAAACAGAAGAACAAAUAACUGGAAGCCUGCUUCAGACAGAGACAGAAAAGGAAAGGGAUCUAAAUGGUGCAGAUAAAGAUAAAAUUGCUGCAGAACGCCAGUGUCAUGUACAAGACAGUGCAGAACUCCCUCGACGUUCCGAACGUACUUGUAUGCCUACGGAGAAAAUGCUUGCUUAUCAGAAAGAUGAAUGCUGUAAGAAAGAAAAAAGGUUAAUAACUUUGUAUGAGCAAUGGAAGUUAGAUGCCCGUAAAGCAAGACAGACCUUAAAAACAGACAUAACUGAUAAGCAACUGGCUGAAAUUGCUGACUCUCUUGAGGAUAAAAGGAACUGUAUUCUGAAACUUUUCAGUGACAUAAGACAAUAUGUUACACCUGCUGCUGAUUUAAGACGUAAAAUUGAUGCAUGUGAAGCUGUGACCAAUGAUAUCAUCAAAUUUGUGUAUGACAGAAUGACAACUGUAGAUGGCGAGUUUGAUGCAGAGAGAGAAAAAGUUCGUCUAAGUGAACUAAAAGCACAUAGUUAUGCUCGCUCUAUAUAUGGUUCAACUGCUUCAAAAAUGAGUGUCAGCAUGCACUCUGGAUCUUCUAGUUCUGCAAGCAAACGUGCAGAUGCUGCAGCAGAGCUGGCUGCAAAAGAGGUUGAAUACAAGAUGAUGGAAACGGAAAGACAACAAAAGGAGAGAAUAAGAACCUUAGAAGAGCAACUCAGAAGAGAGUUAGAAACUCAAAAGUUUGAGCUAGAACGGCUGCAGGUGGAAAAGGAUAUUGAAGUUGCUCGUGCCAGAGUAAAAUCCUAUGAUGAAGAAAUAAAACAAGAGACAAGAAGUGAGUCAACACAGAAUAAACAAGAAGAGCAGAGAAACAAAAUGUUACAUCAGCAAAGCAAUGUUGUACAGUCAACACCUCUAAGUGAAGUAACUCAUCUUGCUCAAGCAGUUCAGGACAGUAUAGCCAUUAACAGGUUACCCAUACCUGAACCCGCAGUGUUCAGCGGAGACCCAAUUCAGUUUGUAAACUGGAAAGCGUCAUUUAUGUCAUUAAUAGAUAGAAAGGGCAUCCCAGCAGCUGAUAAACUCUAUUAUUUAAAAAAGUAUGUGAGUGGCUCAGCACACAAAUAUCUUGAGGGCACCUUUUUUCGAAAUGACGAAGAAGCCUAUAAAGAUGCUUGGGACAAACUAAACCAAAGAUACGGCCAACCCUUUGUCAUUCAAAGAGCGUUUCGGGAUAAACUUUCCAAGUGGCCGAAAAUACAAUCCAAAGAUGCAGAAAGUCUGAGAACAUUUGCAGACUUCCUUAAUGCCUGUUUGCAAGCCAUACCUCAUGUUAAAGGUCUGGAAAUAUUAAACGAUUGUGAAGAGAACCAAAAGCUCAUACAGAAACUUCCAGAUUGGGCAGCUUCCAGAUGGAACCGUCAGGUCACUACAGCCCUCAUGGAUGGAAAGGAGUUUCCAAGCUUUCAUGACUUUGUCAAUUUCAUGUCAGCAGAAGCAGAAAUCAUGUGUAAUCCCAUCACUUCAUUGCAUGCUCUUCAUUCUCGUGAGUUACCUCAAGACAGAAGGAUCUCAAAGGAAAUCAAAGGAAACAAAGCAAUUGUCUUUAAGACUGAAACAAUUGUAAACAAUGACAGACAAACAGCAGUUAAAGAACAGUUAAAAGCACAGUGCAUGUUGUGUGAAGAUGACAAACAUCAGCUUCAUAAGUGCCUGAAAUUCAUGGAGAGGUCUUUAAAGGACAGAAGGGCCUAUGUGAAAGAUAACAAACUCUGUUAUGGGUGUUUAAAACCAGGCCACUGUGCAAAGGAAUGUCGCAAAUCGACACACGUGUGA
This is a messenger RNA of Puntigrus tetrazona (Sumatra barb), 2332 nucleotides long. RefSeq lists its product as uncharacterized. Gene Ontology annotation, molecular function: nucleic acid binding; zinc ion binding. NCBI's taxonomy places the organism in Eukaryota, Metazoa, Chordata, Actinopteri, Cypriniformes, Cyprinidae. The coding region runs from base 494 to 2332 and encodes 612 amino acids. The transcript is spliced from 2 exons. The record is from RefSeq and is a predicted model, not a curated record.